GGUACCCGAGCAGCUACUGAUGCUAGGCUAGCUACUGUUAGCCAGUCGGAGCGGACAUGUUGUACCGGCCCUGCCCUGAAUAAACAUCGCUUUGUACGGGGAUUUGGGUGUCUGGGGACAGAUCGUCGAGCAACCAUGGAUGCCGUCAACGCAUUUAACCAUGAGUUAUUCUCAUUGAUGGACUCCAAGCCCCCAAUCUCUCGGGCAAAGAUGAUUUCCAUCACCAAAUCAGCCAUUAAAGCUAUGAAACUAUACAAGCAUGUUGUCCAGAUUGUGGAAAAGUUUAUCAAGAAGUGUAAGCCUGAGUACAAGGUGGCAGGUCUGUAUGUGGUGGAUUCCAUCGUUAGGCAGUCCAGACACCAGUUUGGGCCAGACAAGGAUGUGUUUGGCCCAAGGUUCACCAAAAACAUAACUGGAACAUUUGAGAACCUCUGCCUUUGCCCCGUGGAAGAUAGGAGUAAGAUAGUUCGGGUGUUGAACCUGUGGCAGAAGAAUGGGGUGUUCAAAAUCGAGGUAAUCCAGCCUCUACUGGACAUGGCAGCUGGCUCCAGUAGUGCUGCUGCAGCCUUUACAAGCACAGAUGAGCCAGGUUCUCCUCCGUCUCCAGCCAAAGAGCCAGUUGCUGCAGUAACGGCAAACUCCACCGUGCCAUCUGUUCCUCAGCUGCAGAACUCUGAUGCCUUUGCUGCUGUGGCACAGCUCUUCCAGUCUUCACAGGGUCAACAGCUUCAGCAGAUGCUCCAGAACUUUCAGCAGCAGCCACUUAAGCCCCAGCCCCCUGCUCCCCCCCUCCAGACCCAGGCACAGAACAUCACCUCUGGCCUGGGCAUGGGUGCCCCACAUCCUCCCCUGUCUACCCAGCCCACUCAGCAGAAGACAGCCUUUGACAAGAAAUUACUGGACCGUUUUGACUACGAUGAUGAGCCGGAAGGUGGUGAUGAAACAAAGAAGGAUGAGACUUCAUCAUCCCAGCCAUCUUUUAUGCAGCAGCCUCCAGCCUUCUCACAGCACAUGGAGCACUUUAAACCACAAAUGAUGGGUAUGCCACGAGACCCUUCACAACAGGGUUCCCUCCCACCUAAUGGCCAACUCCAGGGCUAUGGGUUACCACCAGGACAAGGCUUUCCAGGCAUGAUGCCUCCCAUGGGGCAGGCUCAGCCUGGCCAGCCUGUUCCUGGCUCUGUUGGCGCUACGGGCUUCCCAGGGGGGUACCCACCCCACAACACAGCCCCUCAGCAACAGGAUAUUUCUACGGACAUGGACCGUUCAACUGUGAGGGAUGGCAGACAUGGGCGCAGGUCACACUCAGGCUCCAGGUCUCCAAAAAGGAGGAGGUCACGAUCUGGUUCCCGUUCGCGGCGAUCCAGACUCAGGCGUUCCCGUUCGCGUUCCAGAGAUCGGCGCCACCACUCUCCACGCUCCCGCUCGCAGGAGCGCAGGGAGAGAGAGAAGGAGAGGGAGCGUCGACAGAAAGGCCUCCCACAGCCCAAGAAUGAAACACUAAGUGUUUGCAGUACGACUCUCUGGGUGGGCCAGCUGGACAAGAGAACACAGCAGCAGGAUGUCGCCUGUCUGCUGGAGGAGUUUGGCCAGAUCGACUCCAUCAAUAUGAUUCCACCACGUGGCUGUGCCUACAUUGUCAUGGUACACCGGCAGGAUGCCUUCAGGGCUCUGCAGAAACUCAGCAGAGGAACUUACAAAGUUAACCAGAAAGCCAUCAAGAUUGCUUGGGCUUUGAACAAAGGCAUAAAGCCUGAAUUUAAACAGUACUGGGACGUGGAGCUGGGCGUCACGUACAUACCUUGGUCCAAGAUCAAAGAGGACCAGCUGGAGGAGCUAAGAGAAGGCGGGAUGCUGGAUGUAGACACCUUAUCACCAGAGUGGAGAGGAGUGAGGAACAGCCUGGAGAACCCAGAGGAGCUUGCUCACAAUGGCCGCUCAGAGCCUCAGCAGUCUGAGGAGGCACAAGUACUAUCUGUGGCCCCUGCAGCGGCUCCUCCUCCUGCACAGGUUCCUCCAAUGCAGAAGUCGAUGGUUGGUGUUGGUCCAGUCCAGCCUCCAGUCUUCCCAGGUCCUAUGGGCAUGCCUCCACCAUCUUUCCCCCCUGGUGUCCCUCCUCCUCCCUUCAUGAGACCUGGCUUCAACCCCAUGCAGAUACCACCAGGUUUCCCGCCCCCAGGUGCUAUGCCCAUGGGACCCCCACCUCCGUCCAAAGGUGGAAUUGAGGACCCGUCUCUGGACCCAGCAGGUCUGGGCAACAGAAAAAAUGACGAAGGCCCGGAGGGGCCUAACCUCUUCAACCACCAAAUGGGACCAAUGGGUAACCAGGUCAGUGGACCUCCAGCGGGUCCUCCAGGAAACAUGCAGCCCCCUUCUGGCGGCCUGCUUGGGGCUCGGCCCGGCAUAAUCCCCCUCCAGCGUCCACCGGUUCUCCCUCCUCCACACAUGCAGCGUUUCCCUCCGCCGCAUGGCCCACGCCCCCCUCAUCCCAACAUGCCCCCUUUGCCCCCACAGAUGAUGCACAGGGGACCACACCCACAAAUGAUGCACCAUGAACCCCCUCCACCUCCAGGAGGUUUUGGGAUGCCUCCUCCUCAAGCUAUAAGAGGUCCAUUCCCCCCACAUGGGCACGGCCCUCCUCCUCCAGGCCCUCCUCCCCCUUUCAUCAGACCAGGAGGUCCUCGGGGACUUGAGGGGCCGGAGGAAAUGGAUGGCAGGCCAUUCAGGGGGGACAGGCCCAGUUUCAGGGACCGAGACCCAGAGAGGGACAGAGACUGGGAUCGAGACAGAGAUAGAGACAGGGAUCGGGAUCGGGGUUUUGGAGGAGGGAGGCGUCCAUUUGGUGACGGAGGGAGAGGAGGAGGCGGUGAUAGAAUGGAUGGGAGGGACAGGCUUGGAGGCUGGCAGGAGGAAGGGGCAGAUCACCGGGGAAGGGGAUGGGAGAGAGACAGAGACCGGGAUCGGGACAGGGACAGAGACCGCGACCGCGACCGUGACCGGGAAAGAGACAGGGAUAGGGAAAGACGGGACUGGCGGGAGAGGCGAAGCAGCCUGGAGGGCGACAGGGAGCGAGGUAGGGGCGAGGAUGGAGAGAGGGAACGAGGGAGGGGGGAGGGAGGAGAAAGAGGAAAGGGAGAGGGAGGAAACAGGGACAGGGGGAGAGGGGUCGAAGGGAAAGAAGGAGAUAGGCCAAGGCGGUCGGAAAGACGAGAGAGGAGCACACGGUGGGACAGGGAUGAUCGGCUAGCAGAAUUGGAAAAUUUAGACAGAUUGCGGACCUCUGACAGUUCGGAGCAGCCUCGUGUGGCUCCUGCUGUUACUGUGGAGACGAGUGAAGAACCCAAUAUGGAACCUUUUUCACAAAAGGCAAAAUCCGAACAUUUAUCUCCGCCCCCUGAAGUAACAACUGCUGCAGCAGAGCCGGUGGCUUCUGAGCCUCCACCUUCAGCUCAAAAUGACCCUACAGAAACAACAAAGGAGGCAGCGUCAUAGGCUGACUCACCACUCUUUCAGCCAGAGACUGCUCUAAACCAGAGAUGAGAGACAAAACCAUAUUCUCUUCUAUGGCCUCAAACCCUGGCAGAUAAAUUACAAGCAGUAGUUUCAGAAGCUGUCUCAGUCAGACUUUUUAACAGUUGAUAAUUGACGAUUUUUGGCCAGUAAUAACGACAAAUGUGGAGAAUUAACAACCCCCAGACAUACUGUCAAGCAGAGGAGAAACAAUUGUUUACAAGCUCCACCACUUAUCCCUGAAUUUGGUGCAUCAGCAUCAUGAAACACGUCAUCCUUGGAAAAUUUGUCAGGACAAAAAAAAUCAGAUAUCAACUGAAGGCUGCUGCCCUUUCAGUAAGCUAUAGUUUGGCAUGGGUGGAUGGAUGGGAAGAUGGAUGGAUGGAUGGAUGGUGGAUGGUGGAUGGAUGACAUUCUUGCAUGUAAGUUUUGUCCAUGAUUUGGAACUAUCUUUUAGUCCUGUUUUCACUCGAGUUUGUUUGAAGACAGGAAAUGUUUUCUAACAAAGAAAAUGAUUUUUCAGUAAAUGGCUUAAUCUAUGGAAUGGCAGGGGCACAAGCACUGCCCAGUAUUCCAACAAGGUGAACUCUCCAUUUUAAUUCAUAUUAAAAAAUACGCCAAAACCUUGUCUAACAGGUAAUACCUUCCCAAACAAUGAUACUAGAAUUACUUGUGGUAUCUUAUUUAGAAAGUUCCAGUUUUAGUUAGGUUAGUUUUCUUUUAUUAUUUUAUCUUGUGUCAUGGUGGCUCCUUGGGACAUGUCAUGCCGCAGUAUUGCACCCAGUAAGACAGUUUUGGAACGAUUAAUCUUGCCUUGAAAUCAAAAAUAAUGUUUUAAUCAAAAUAAAUUGCCAGAAGAUUUCUUAUGCUGUCAAGUCAUAGGUUAUUGAGGGGCAUAUCUGAUUUCCUCAGUAUGCAAAAAUAAGGAAAGUCCAUCCCUCUGGAGUUAGAAAUGAUCUAGCAUCACUGGUUUGAUCACUAAAUAUUGAGCUCCUCUUUUGUUCAUUUUCCAUCCUGAAUUAAUGUCACUUUGAGUCAUAAUCUUUUAUUUCAAUUGCCAGAAGAUGAGAAAAUUAUUCCACAUAAAACUUGGUACGGUAACUGAAAAUUCAGUGCCACUUGCGCAAACCUUUACUGGCCAGUAUCCAGUGUCCCUAAAAAUUUCACCAUCAGUUUUCAGUAUUAUAGGAGUCCAUUUAAAAAAAAAAAAAAAAAUCACAUUUUACAAGUACCAGGAUUCUUUUUAGCCACAAUGACGAUUAGAAGCUGAGGUCACUUUCAUGUCUCUGAGUCUAACUGUGAUAAUUGGUAGCCAUAUUUUACUCAUCAUGGCUAGUAAAUGUGAGUGAAGAAAAAAAAAAAAAAAAAAAAAAAAA
Messenger RNA from Myripristis murdjan (pinecone soldierfish), 4886 nucleotides. It is a transcript of the gene scaf4a, whose product is annotated as SR-related CTD-associated factor 4a. NCBI's taxonomy places the organism in Eukaryota, Metazoa, Chordata, Actinopteri, Holocentriformes, Holocentridae. Gene Ontology annotation, molecular function: RNA binding; RNA polymerase II C-terminal domain phosphoserine binding. The transcript has 19 exons. Bases 136 to 3492 code for a protein of 1118 amino acids. Gene Ontology annotation, cellular component: nucleus. The record is from RefSeq and is a predicted model, not a curated record. Gene Ontology annotation, biological process: negative regulation of termination of RNA polymerase II transcription, poly(A)-coupled.